Messenger RNA from Tachysurus vachellii, 2792 nucleotides. RefSeq names its product wingless-type MMTV integration site family, member 4 (gene wnt4). Bases 451 to 1509 code for a protein of 352 amino acids. Gene Ontology annotation, molecular function: cytokine activity; frizzled binding. NCBI's taxonomy places the organism in Eukaryota, Metazoa, Chordata, Actinopteri, Siluriformes, Bagridae. The record is from RefSeq and is a predicted model, not a curated record. The transcript is spliced from 5 exons. Gene Ontology annotation, biological process: canonical Wnt signaling pathway; multicellular organism development; neuron differentiation. Gene Ontology annotation, cellular component: extracellular region.
UCCACACACACACACACUGCGCUCUGAACUUUACCGGAGUCUCGCGGGGCGGCGCGUUAACGGGCGGCGUGCGCGGGCAGACAAGACGAAGCCAGGGACCCCAAGGAGACACCGUGCGCUACACAUUGCAGAAAAAAAAAAGAAAGAAAAAAAAAAACAGCAAGCAUUCGAGGACGCAGACUUAUCAGACUUCCUUCACAGACUGAUUUGAUUUGUCAAGAUGAUCUGAACUGUGCAUGAGGAGGCACCGAGACGCGCGCGCUCCUCAGACUGGAUACCCCGUGUACGGAUUUACUCGCUGAAAGUGGGAUUUGCCUUCAAAGAAAAAUAAUCAGAAUAACAUCAACAACAACAACAAAAAAGUGCACUCGUUUCCUUCCUCCCUGUGGAUAGUGUUGAUCUUCUUCUCCUUAUUUUUUAUUAUUAUUUUUAUUUGAUCUAAGUUCCAAAAUGAGCUCAGGCUGUUUGUUCAGGUCUCUGCUGAUGCUCUUCCUGGCGCUUCUCUCCGCCAACGCGAGCAACUGGCUGUAUCUGGCUAAGCUGUCGUCGGUGGGGAGCAUCUCAGACGAGGAGACCUGCGAGAAGCUGCGAGGUCUCAUCCAGAGGCAGGUGCAGAUCUGUAAGCGCAACGUGGAAGUGAUGGAUGCUGUACGCCGCGGAGCUCAGCUCGCCAUCGACGAGUGCCAGUACCAAUUCCGUAACCGGCGGUGGAACUGCUCCACGCUGGACUCCAUGCCUGUUUUCGGGAAGGUGGUCACUCAAGGCACAAGGGAGGCAGCGUUUGUGUACGCGCUCUCGGCUGCGAGCGUUGCAUACGCGGUGACCAGGGCAUGCAGCAGCGGGGAGCUGGAGAAGUGCGGCUGUGACCGAAACGUGCACGGUGUGAGCCCUCAGGGGUUCCAGUGGUCAGGGUGCUCGGACAACAUCGCCUACGGAGUCGCCUUCUCCCAGUCCUUCGUGGACGCCAGGGAAAGAGGCAAAGGGCAAUCGUCCAGUCGAGCUCUAAUGAACCUCCAUAAUAACGAGGCAGGGAGGAAGGCGAUUCUGAACCACAUGCGAGUGGACUGUAAGUGCCACGGUGUUUCCGGCUCGUGUGAGGUGAAGACCUGCUGGAAAGCCAUGCCUCCUUUUCGCAAGGUUGGCAACGUGAUCAAGGAGAAGUUUGACGGCGCCACAGAGGUGGAGCAACGCAAGGUGGGCACCACCCGAGCCCUUGUGCCACGCAACUCGCAGUUCAAACCGCACACAGACGAGGACCUGGUCUACCUGGACCCGAGCCCUGACUUCUGCGAGCACGACCCGAGGACGCCGGGCAUGCUGGGAACGGUGGGCCGCUUCUGCAACAAGACCUCGAAAGCCAUAGACGGCUGCGAGCUCAUGUGCUGCGGGCGAGGCUUCCACACGCAGGAAGUGGAGGUGGUAGACCGGUGCAGCUGCAAAUUCCACUGGUGCUGCUACGUCAAGUGCAAACAGUGCCGCAAGAUGGUGGAGAUGCACACGUGUCGGUGAUGCUCUCCUUCAGAAACCCUUCAUUCGCUUUUUCCACCACUGAACGGAGUGAAAAAAAAAACAAAAAAAAAACAACUCCCUCUUUCCUUCUUUUGACUCAAAAUAGAAUAAAUGAUUUAAAAAAAAAAAAAAAAAAAAAAAAAAAAAACAGGGAAGAUAAGAGAUAUUCACAGAUUCAUCCAGUUAUAAAAGAACAUGUCAUACAUGGGACACAAUUUUAGGGGCAAAUAGAGUUCUUUUUUAUUUCAAGUCCCACUUGAGAGUAUUUUUCUCUCCUUUUUUUUUUGUGGUUACUUUCUUAUUUUUAUAUUGUUCUCUAACUUAUUGGAAUCGGAGUGAUUUUUUUUUUUUUUUUUUGUAUUGUGACUAGCUCCAGUGGGAGCGGUAUAAGGGUGGAGGAGGGAUGGAUGGAUGGAUGGAUGGAUGGAUGGACGGACAAGUGAACAUUGGGAUGGUUAAAGGAGAUGAGGAGACUUCCCCCUCCUGCUUUCGAUGCUGCUUUAGGAUCUUAUCUGGAGUCACGGACAUCAAGUGAAUUAUCUAACAGACUGAGAUGCAGUCCAGGUGUACAUCUAUAUUAUUUUAUUUCAUUUGUCAACAGCAUUUUAGAUAGAGGUGGACAUUUUUAUGCUGCUUUAAAAAAAAAAAAAAAAUCACUCACACGUCAUGUACAGCGUUGGUCUUUUAUAUAAAUUUCUAUAUAUAAAUUUAUAUUAAGGAGUAUUAAAGAGUUUCUCCUCAUUUGUAGGGAAAAAAGAAAACAGGAGAAUUCAUGGUGUUAUUUCUAUGUUGUGUUACUAGGCAAAGACAGAAGGCAGAUCUGCACAAGUCGUGUAUUAAAUCCAGUCGUUAGCGAGUUAGCGUCGAAAAACAGGUCGCUGGCACGGAUCUGUGACCGUGUUUCAAAACCUACGAUAUUACAAGUGGUUUUUUUUCUGACCAUUUAUUUCAUGCUCGGUGACUCCAGCACUUUUCAUCUCCAGACGCACAUAACGCAAAAGAAAAAAAGAAAAAAAGAAAUAAAUCUCGGAGCGUUCCCUCUGCCGAUUAACAUGAAGCAAAACGAUUGAACUAUUUAUGGUCAUGUUCAAAACAGAAAGAAAAGACAAGACAAGAAAACUUGUGUAUAAUUCCACGUUUCUUUCCGUAGUACAACCUUUUUUGCUUUACGCCACGCUUCUAAAGAAUCAUAGCUCUGUAAAAGACUUUAUACACUGAAGAGGACUAUACUGCAUAUGAAUGUACGUUUCAAUGAAAUAUAUGCCUUUUGAAAGACGAGAGAA